AUCUCAUUUUGUAAACAUCGCUGUUGUCCUAAAUCCAAGACCCAUAUUUUGAGCCAUAUUCAUGUGACAAGGCAAUACAAAGGCAGCAAUUUGAUGUGUUGAAGACAGCUGUGUUUUCCAAAAUAAUAAAGCUAAUUUAUCCUUCGGUAUGUAAUUCAUUCCGAAAAAAAUAGUAAAGCUGAUCUGAUACGAUGGCCGAUGUCCCGAUGUGUGUGGACACUGAUUUUUAGAAAAAUAGUUAAUUAUUAAUUAUUUAUUAGUCUUCUUAAUUAUAAGUAUAAUUAGUAUUAGGAAUUAUUAUUUAUUAGUAGUCAUAUGACAAUGAGUAAUAAAUGGUAUAUGGAUAAGUAUGUAUGGACAUGAACGAUGAAUUUUUAUUGUGGCAGAGUGGUUUCAAUAAUUGAGUCAUUUAAAAUAAAUACUCGUACUCAUACUCAUAGUCAUAGUCAUUGAACUAUAACUGGGGACAAAAGAGUAAAGACAAAGACUAAAGUGAACAAUAAAAUAAGCUAAAUCCCUUUGGCUUAGUCUAGCACACCUUACACUGGCUUAGUAAACUUAGACCUAGUAUUAAUUAUAAUUCGUAAUUAUAAUUGCCUCCUACUACUUACUAAUACUACACUCUAAUUCUAAUGUCUAAUGAAAUUACCCAGGCUCUAAAAUCUAUCUUUUAAAGGUCUACCUAAGAAAAUUUUUUUUUUUCUGUUUUACUUUAACUCUAUGUAUAGUUUUCUAUCCAAAGCCAAAUCAGGUGGUGCAAGUGUAUGCAUAAGGUUUUCAUUUCUUGGCCAUGGGCCAGGGUUGUGUGCUGAAACUAAUAAUUAUUACCUUAAAGUUGGUACCUUUUUACAUUUCCAACGAUUGCAUUAUAAAUUUUAUACUGUAAAUUUAUUGAAUUAUGUUAUAGGCCUACGUAAAAUUCUGUUUGAUGUAAUUUCUAUUUAUCCUGACCCUAUUAAAAAGCUUUUUCAAAUCUGUGGAAAGCAGUCUGGAGCCUGUUCUCGAUAACAGUGUUUGCCAAAUUUGUAAGCUUAGCCGACUGAUUGACAAGUUUUGAAAUUGCACCAGGAACCUGUGUUGGUUCACAGAUACCACUUUUGGAGACACUGUUCUAUAGUAUACUAUAGUAUAGUAUUGCCACUGGUAAACUAUACACUGGUAACUGACCAAGGGACUGUCUUGUCAGUGAUUAGGCUACCAGAUACCCUAGUUUAACCGGGAUUGUCCUGAUUUAGCAGCCUCGUCCUGGUUAGUUUCAGUCGUUCUAUCAGAAAUUUCUUUUAAAUAAAUUCCAUAUUUAUUGUCAGUUAAAAUUUAAUAUGCAGAGACAAACAAGAUCUAAGCUAAUUUUAGGAAAUGCGCAUUAAUUAUUUUGUUUAAGUACAUGUGUAUUAUAUUGAUAGAUGCCUCUAUGAAUAUGAGGCAUGCAUCAAAUGUUCCACCUGUAGCAUGACCCACCUAAGAAGAUAUGCGAGCAUUUUUGUCAGUAAUCAUCUCAUGACUACAAUCAAUUUCCCAUUAUAAUUGAAACCGGUUAUGUCGACGGCCUCAGGGCUUGUAAAAAAGCGCCGAGAUAACCGAAAACCAAUAUGGCGGCAAUAUAUUAACAUGUGCUUGAAAUUUCUUUAUGUACACGAUGUGUGUUUAGUGUACAUGCACGUCUUUUACAAGUUUUUUUUACACAACAGCGUUGAUGAAGGGAUUGGCAUGCUAUAAAAAUGUACAUACAUAUUUGCUAACAACACAAGGCAUAUAUGGGGUGCCACUUUUCCAGAUUAUUCCAGAAUUCCGGAUUCGUGAGGCUAAAUAUUUUUCAGCUCCAGAUUCGCUACUUUUUAUUUUCUCUCGCUCCGGAUUCGCCAUUUCAGUUUAUUCACAUACGGAUUCUGGGUUUAAAAAAAAAAAAAAAACCUGUAAGAAUCCGUGAAAGCCUAUUAACUAUUAAGCGACAAGCAGGUUGGCUAUAAAUAGAACAGGUACUGCGACCCCUCUCUUUUGUAUGCAAGGCUCACUCCUCGCAUCUUGCUGUGUCAAGUUAAUUGCCCACACAACGAUAUUGUCAUUUCAUUUCAAUUACUACAGUUUGAAGUAGGUACGUUUCUGUUGUUUAUUUUUCAAAAGCCAGCAAUUGGUCAUGGGGAUCGAGAUAACUGAGUUUAAGUGGCCUUUUGUGCAUGAGAUAUCAGGGUUUGGCGACAAAAAAGAAUCGACAUAACCGUGGAGAAAAUGCCAAGACAAUGAGAGAGUUUGGCUAUUCUACUUCAAAAACAUCAUCAUAACAGGGUUGGUGAGUUAUCCGAGGUCGAGAUAAGCGGGUUCGAAUGUACUAAGCUUUUCUGAGAUUUUGGACUUGUGAGGAACAAAUAUUUUUUCUAUCAUCAAAUAUCAAAUAUAGAUGAUGUGACUUUUCAAAUCUUGCUUGUUACCUCGAGGUGUAUCUUGACUAUACGCCACUCGAGGUGAACUGCCGCAAUGGCACCACCCACACAUGCAUCUAUUAUAAUGUUGUUAGUAACAUAAACAAAAGUGCCGCCUGUAGUGCUUGCCCCUAUACUUUUAUUUUGUACAAUAACAAAAGCCGAACUAUUCCAACAAAAGCCUAAUAUUCUAACGAAAGCCUAACUAAUCUGUAUAGUGUCAGAAAUGGAUUGUGUCCCUUAGCUUUAUCACAGACCAACCAUCAAAUGAUAAGUAGGCCUAUAUUUUAACAGAAUGUAACAUAAUUUAUUUUUAUGGUAGUUUUAUAUUCAGCUAUAAAUACAAAUUCAAAGUUCACUGAGUCAUCAUUGCAUGACUUCAAUUAAUAGACUUAAAAUCAACUGCACGUUUUAUUAAAAAGAUAAUUAAAAAAUGCUUUGCCUAAGGUUCUUCAGUUUCUUCAUUAAUUUGUUCCUGUUUAUCAAAUCUAAUCAAAGGGAGACCAAGCAGUUGCUCAACAAUGUCACACCUUGGGUUGUUGCCCAUUUCUCUAGUGCUGCUUGCCAUGAUAACUGUUGGAGUCUCUUACAUCAUAGCAGUGGUGAGAAAUGAUGUCAGUGCUGCCUUCCCUUACAUAAGGUACUGAAGUCAACUCAUGUAGGGAAAACACUAGAUUCUUUCUUUCCUUAUGCUAUUUUGGUUCAUGCGCAAUGAGGGUAUGUUAUUUUAUAAUUGGUUUAAUCCACUUAAUUGUGUCAGUUAUUAUUGUUGAAAUCCUACUUUUUAAUUUCCACCAUUUUGUGUACCCUCUCUAAACCCAGAGAUGUGCAAGAUUUAUUCAGAUGUGGACAGGGAGUUGACAGUGGUCUGUAAUUAGUGUAAUAUUUUACAAUGGUUUGAUAAGAUAAGAUAAGAUUCUUUUAUAGAUCCAAAUAAAUGGAAAUGUUUUUUGAUUGCAUUAUACAUUUUCAGCACAAAAAUAAAACAAUUUGAACACAAGGCAUUUAUAAUAAAUUAUUUCAAACAGCCAUUCAGUGAGUUCUCUUAGCAAAAUCGGGGACUUAUUAGUUCCCAUUCAGAUGUGUGAUUUCAGAGGAAGCACGCCGGUAAAUUCGUACAGAUUGGGGAAUAAAAGAAUUUUUAUAUCGGUCAGUCCUCGCCCUGAUGGAAAGAAUUCGUCCCGAACGGCCCGAUCCUAAGUAUCUAGGAUGAAGAGGGUGGGAUGUAUCAUCCAAAAUGUGUUUAGUUUUGCAAAAACAUCUUUCUUCAAAAAGUUCUUCAAGUGAAGGAUGUUUAGUUUGUGUUAUGUUUCUAGCUUUCUUGAUUAGUCGGUUUAUGCGGUGUUUAAUAUCAGACGUUGAAUUCCCGCACCAGCAGGUAAUACUGAAAUUAAGCAGGCUUCCAAUAGUUGUACUGUAGAAUAAGUUAAGGACUUGCUUGUUUACGCCAAAAUUGUACACUUUUUUUUUAGGUAGAACAGUCUUUGGUUGAAUUUCUUAUACAGGAUGCAUACAUUUGGCAGAAAGGGUGCACAGUGACUAAAAGACGAUCCUUUCUAUUAUAAUGACACGGAAAUAGUAAAAUUUCUGGGAGCUGAUUAUUCUCGUCCCAAUAUCAUAGUUUCUAAAUUCUAAAUCUGAUAAUCUAUUGUAUGUUUUAGUUUGUAUGUUUUUAGUUUUUAAUGUACAUGAAUUAAAUUCAUUCCACAGUUAUUUCCAACUUUUAUUUAUAAUAUCGUUAAUACCUAAUUAUUUUUUUUAAUUUAAAUAAUUUUAGUGAUACAGGUUCCCAGAGACCAGAAAGCUGUAUAUUUGGGCAGUUUCUAAAUAUUGCUGCAUUUUUAGGUAAGAAAAUCUAUGAAAAUUUAUUUCUGUCCAUAUCUUUGCUCUGAGAGGUUUUAAUUCAUUAUUGAGUAAUAAUAAAAAAAAAGAAGAAUGAAACAAAAAUCAUAAAGGAGGUGACGGUAGUAGUAGGUGCACUAAAUUAAACAUUCAAUAAAAAUGAAAGGGUAAAGUAAAACUAAAAUUUCCACUCAUAAAAUAACAUGCAUGGAUCAUCAUGGUUACAAUAUGCUACACUCUGUGCUGGGCUGUACCUCAUGUAUGGGUCGUCAUGGUUACAACAUGCUACACUCUGUGCUGGGAUGUACCUGAAUAACCUAACACCAGAGAUAUCUCGAAAAACCUAAGUAAUGCCAGCUCAUCUGAACUUAACGGCACUCUCGUCUACAGCAUUCUGCACGAUGUACGUACGCUACAAAGCUGUGGAGGCUAUAGCUCAUAACACCGUAGAUGAUCCUAAACUUUGUAAGUUGAAUAAAGGAGCAACAUUUUUGGGAAUGAUAGCAGCAUUAGGAGUUUCUGUUGUGGCCAAUUUUCAGGCAAGUUGAGAACUGUUGUUAUUAAAAAUCUGUCUUUAUUGUUCAUCCUGCUUUUAAAUUAACCAUUAUAUCAACGUAUCGAAAUGUCAACAUAUCAGCGUAUCAUCAUGUCAGCAUAAUGAAAUGUCAUUACAUCAGCGUAUCAUCAUAUCAGCAUUUAUAUGUUACUAUAAAAGCAGCUGGAUAUUACUUUUGUCGUCCUCCAAUAAAAAAAGUCAAAUGUCAGUUCAGGGUUGUCAGCUUGACUGCUUCAAAUUGACAUCACUAUCAAGCAGACCUAGAUACUCUUAUGAUUUCAGCGUUUAAUGUACACUUUUGAGAUGCUUUUUACCGUUGUAUACCAAGACCUGUCAGAACUACAAAAUUUAAGAAAUGAAUUUGAACAAAUAUGUUCUGGUAGUUUUUAUAAUUAAGAAAACCCCCAGCCUUAUUUGGUUGUUGUUCUAGCUCAUUUCUACGUCCGGCGGAGAAUGGAGCAAAUAAAUGACCAUUGGUUGGGGACCAUCCAUCAAAUAAAUGACCAUUGGUUGGGGACCAUCCAUCAAAUAAAUGACCAUUGGUUGGGGACCAUCCAUCAAAUAAAUGACCAUUGGUUGGGGACCAUCCAUCAAAUAAAUGACCAUUGGUUGGGGACCAUCCAUCAAAUAAAUGGCCAUUGGUUGGGGACCAUCCAUAAUUAUAUUGCAUACACACUGAGUGGGGAGAAUGGAGGUGGUGCUGACUAAGGAGCGUAUGGCGUAUGGUUGUGCAUGGGAUGGGGCAAUAUCUAUUUUCAGAAGUUACUAAGCACCUGCACAAUUUUAAUACCCCAGUUUUGUUCCCACCCUCCUCUUCCCUUCCCGUAAUACAGCUUUCUGUGGCUAUGAGACUUUAAUGUGUUUACAAAAGAUAAAAUCAGGUUUCUAGGCUUAAGGCAGGGUUGGCAAACCACAGGCUGCCACGUUAAAUAUUAUUUCCAUUCUUGAAAAGGACGCACAUUAGCAUUAUCUAUACAUCUUUGUUUGUGACAGUACCCACCGUUUUGGUGUACCUGCCCGCUUUUUUGGACUUAUUAAAAUAAAAAAAUUAUAGAAAUAAGUAUGCUCAAAUCUUAAAUAAAAAUUAUAAUUUUUAAAAAAUUAUUUAGUAACUAAUCAAAUUACUGGAUUUAUAUAAACAUAUCUAGGUAGUGGGAACCUAAUUAACACGAGCCAUACCAUUAAGUGUACAACUAUAUGCAGGUAUACCGUACGCAAAGGUGCAUCCCUGCAUUCAUAAAUAAAAACUUACGAAUGUAAUUUUUUUAGACAUGCAAUGGCAGCAGUUAUUGUAUGCAUUUUUAUUUAUAUUUCUUUCUUUACAAUUGCAAAAAUGUAUUUACGAUUUUGCGAGAUCCAAGGUGACCAGGUCUGUAAAAAUUCUGUUGUGUUUCAGGAAGGAACUAAUGUUGAGAUAGUGCAUGUUGUGGGUGCAGGAAUGACGUUCAUCUCCGGAGUUCUGUACUGUUUUGUUCAAGCCGGGCUGUCCUAUCACAUGUGUCCUGACUACAACGGUCUGUACAUCUGUCGAGUUCGCCUGGCCCUCAGCAUAUCAUCACUCACUGCUCUUAUUGUCAGUAUCCUUUCAUACGUCUUCAUUACUUUAUGGAAGAAUGUCAUCACUGUAUGGAAGUAUGUCAUCACUGUAUGGAAGUAUCCUUUCAUACGUCUUCAUUACUUUAUGGAAGAAUGUCAUCACUGUAUGGAAGUAUGUCAUCACUGUAUGGAAGUAUCCUUUCAUAUGUCUUCAUCGCUGUAUGGAAGCAAAAUUAUGUCAAAUGGGAGGCGCAGACUUCUGGAGACAUUAAAAUAGUUUUCUGAAUUCUCAUUGCAAAAACAAAUAAUGUUUAUUGCCAAAUUUUUUGCUGCUUAAUUGUAAGAGUAAUUGACGUUAAUUUAAUUGACAAAAUAUUUGUUUAACAUAUUUUACUUUAAAAGUUGAAGGUCAUAAUUAUUCAGUUUGUGCUUAAUUGUACUAAUAGUUUCUUUGCUUUAAUACUUCAUUUUAUAAUUUCUAAAAAUAGACAUCAUGGUUCCAUUGACAAAAAGUGAAUGCACACAGCUUCAAAUUUGUAAAUCAAACUUAUUGAUGAGGGUCCAGUGGCUCAAAGCUGCCUCACAACUGGUCAUACUCUGACAUAGCUUGAUAGAAUGGACACAUCAGUCCAAAAAUGUGAUAGAAUGGACACAUCAGUCCAACAAUGUGAUAGAAUGGAUACAUCAGUCCAGCAAUGUGAUAGAAUAGACACAUCAUUCCAGCAAUGUGAUAGAAUGGACACAUUAUUCCAGCAAUGUGAUAGAAUGGACACAUCAGUCCAGCAGUGUGAUAGAAUGGACACAUUCGCCAUACUCAUGGGGUGUAUGUAAAACCUUGAAAAAAAACUAAACCACUGUAGAAAAGGUCAACUAGGCAUUUGACUAACAAUCGAAGGUCUCUGCUGUCUUGACACUCGCAGCUUCUCUGCUGUCUUGACACUUGCAGUGUCUCUGCUGUCUUGACACUCGCAGCUUCUCUGCUGUCUUGACACUUGCAGCUUCUCUGCUGUCUUGACACUUGCAGCUUCUCUGCUGUCUUUACACUCGCAGCUUCUCUGCUGUCUUGACACUCGCAGCUUCUCUGCUGUCUUGACACUUGCAAUGUCUCUGCUGUCUUGACACUUGCAGUGUCUCUGCUGUCUUAACACUUGCAGUGUCUCUGCUGUCUUGACACUCACAGUGUCUCUGCUGUCUUGAUACUUGUACUAACUGGGUGUCAAAAGUGAAAAUAAUCAAUUUCUAAUGAUCAAGUUAAAGAAUGAGAGAGGAAAGCAAUGGAUUCUUUUGAAUAUGAUAGCUAAUUUACUUUGUGUUCCAUUAUUUGCUAAAGUUGAUUGACUUAACAAAGAAAUAUAGCAAUAGCAUCAGCAGGAUUGGCUAUUAAUGAGUGGAACACACACAAACACACAGAGGACAAGUUUAAGUGGGCCCCUAAUGAUCCGGUUAGUAAUAAUGUAUACCGGUUACCAACUGCAUAAUGGUUAGUAAAAUAUUUGAUUAUGGUUAAAGAGAUUGAGCAAACCAGGUGAGUUUUGUUUGUGUCUGGGGAAUAAAAACAUAAUGAAAUAACAAGACAUUAGAUGAUUGAGUUAUGUCAGGUGAUUGAUUGACUUAUGUCAGAUGAUUGAUUGAGUUAUGUCAGAUGAUUGAUUGACUUAUGUCAGAUGAUUUAUUGAGUUGUCAGAUGAUUGAUUGAGUUAUGUCAGAUGAUUGAUUGAGUUAUGUCAGAUGAUUGAUUGAGUUGUCAGAUGAUUGAUUGAGUUAUCUCAGAUGAUUGAUCGAGUUAUGUCAGAUGAUUGAUUGAGUUAUGUCAGAUCAUUGAUUGAGUUAUGUCAGAUGAUUGAUUGAGUUAUGUCAGAUGAUUGAUUGAGACAUGUCAGAUGAUUGAUUGAGUUAUGUCAGAUGAUUGAUUGACUUAUGUCAGAUGAUUUAUUGAGUUGUCAGAUGAUUGAUUGAGUUAUGUCAGAUGAUUGAUUGAGUUAUGUCAGAUGAUUGAUUGAGUUAUGUCAGAUGAUUGAUUGAGUUGUCAGAUGAUUGAUUGAGUUAUCUCAGAUGAUUGAUUGAGUUAUGUCAGAUUAUUGAUUGAGUUAUGUCAGAUGAUUGAUUGAGUUAUGUCAGAUGAUUGAUUGAGUUAUGUCAGAUGAUUGAUUGAGUUAUGUCAGAUGAUUGAUUGAGUUAUGUCAGGUGAUUGAUUGAGUUAUGUCAGAUGAUUGAUUGAGUUGUCAGAAGAUUGAUUGAGUUGUCAGAUGAUUGAUUGAGUCAUGUCAGAUGAUUGAUUGAGUUGUCAGAUGAUUGAUUGAGUUAUGUCAGAUGAUUGAUUGAGUUAUGUUGAUUUGUUCGAAGACAAAGAGUUAUUAAUAGGGAAGAAUUAGCUGAAGUGAUCCAAAGAAUGUGUUCAAGUGAUCCAAAUCUUAAUCAACUUUUAUGGCUUCUCAAGUAAACAAUGACAAGAAUUGAGUGAAUGUGUGUAUCUGUCUGUGUUUAUGUCUGUGUGACAGUGUAUCCGUCUGUCAUUGUAAGUGAGUAUUUGGUCUGUGUGACAGUGUAUCCGUCUGUCAUUGUAAGUGAGUAUUUGUCUGUGUAACAGUGUAUGGGUCUGUGUUUGUAUUUGUCUGUGUGUUUUGCCUGUCAGAUAUAAUUUAUUAUUUGUUGCAAAUGUUCACUUGAUGCGUCACACUUCAGGAAGUGUAAUGUGUAUUGUGUAAUAUGUAGUUGAAAUAUUUACAGGGCUAUGUAUCACACAUUGUGAGCACUGUCGGAGAGUGGAUAACGGCCUUCACCUUCCUCUCAUUCUUUUUCACCUAUGUUCAAGAAUUCAACAAAUUUGAGCUGGAGAUUCGAACCCGCCCUCUUGUCAGACAUCUCGAUGAAAGAAUAGAGCAACCCGUAAAUCAAGAAAUCAACGAGAGAACGAAGUUGUUAGCGUGAGAUCUCAAUAAGAGAACGCAGUUGUUAGCGUGAGAUCUAUUUCAGAGAACAAAGUUGUUAGCCUGAGAUCUCUUGAAGGAACAAUUAUUCAUACAAACCAUAAUGCAGUAAUUUUUCAGAGCUAUAAUUAAUAUAAUAUCAUGUUUACGGGAGGGAACUGGGGAAUCUGAUACUGAGGCACUAGGUGAGAAUGUUGGCUGUCUUCGAAAGUAAAAUUCUACAAAUUAAAUGCCAAUCGUAAUGGCGGUAUCUCGCUCAAUGGCCGCCAAGUUAUGGCUGACAUAGUUGCUGCCUUUUGGCUGAUUUUGACAUCCCUAUAAACCAGAGGGGAUGUAGAACCUGCACUCUUUGUUAUUUAUGAAAUUGUUUACUGUUUGACAAAAAAACUAUUUUCAUGGCAUUCUUUCUUAGGAAAUAGCUUCCCUUUUCUGGUCGGUCGAUUUCUAUGUUUAAAAACAUUUUAAUUUAUUCAAACAUUCGAAAAUUGUAAUAUUUGAUCAAUAGAUUACAGGACCACUUGAUGACAGUUCAUGAUUAGAAUAGACAUUUGAAACAUUAACUUGGUUUUGUUUUGACAAUUUUAUGAAUAUCAUAUUUUGUGCAAGAGUUUAUAAGGACAGUGUCAUGUUAUAUGUUAAAAGUGUUAAAUGAUAGUCAGGUUAUAUGUUAAAAGUGUUUAAUGAUAGAGUCAGGUUAUAUGUUAAAGUGUUUAUUGAUAGUGUCAUGUGAUAUGUUAAAAGUGUUUAAUGAUAGAGUCAGGUUAUAUGUUAAAAGUGUUUAUUGAUAUUGUCAUGUUAUAUGUUAAAAGUGUUUAAUGAUAGAGUCAUGUUAUAUGUUAAAAGUGUUUAAUGAUAGAGUCAGGUUAGAUGUUAAAAGUGUUUAAUGUUAGAGUCAGGUUAUAUGUAAACUGAGUUUAAGUUGCUAUUGUAUUAAACAAGGCCUUGAAUGGCUGACAACCACAGCAUGAAUGAGUGGUCAACAUAUGCUAAAGCUGCUAAAUUGAAUACCGUAGUAACAAGCCAUUUUAUUAGAUGUAUAUUUUAUUGGAUAAGAUUCUUUUAUUGAUCCAAACAAAUGAAAAUGUUUUUCAUUGCAUUGUACAUAUACAUUUUCAGCACCUAAAUAAAUAGAUAGUUUAAUAAAGCCCAUAUUUUUCAACUAAAACAAUUUAAGACAUGACAUUAAAUUAUUUUACACGUGACAAAAACAACCAUUGAGUGAACUCCCUUAGUCAUAACAGGGACUUAUUAGUUAUCAUUUAGAUUUGUAGCUUCUGGGGGAGCAUGCUGGUAGAUUCGCACAGAUUGGGGAACAAAAGAAUUUUUAUAUCUUUGAGUCCUCGCCCUGAGAGAAAGACUUUGUCCCGAAUGGACCGCUGCUAAGUUUCUGUGAUGAAGAGGGUGGGAUGUAUCGUCCAAAAUUAUACCACAAUGUCAGAUAUCUGUCUCAAUAACAAGAUUGAUCUUAUUUGACUUAAUUUAACUACACAAUGAUGUGUCUUUAUGUGUAUAUAUUUGUGAAAUAACAUUUUAAUGUCAAUUGGAAAUUAAAAAUAUUGAAUUUGAGAUGAAAAAAAAAAAUCUGGAUUACUGGUACGUAAUGUUUUACUUCUUCUUCUUCUUCUUCUAUAUCUUAAGGGCCCACGAUCAAUUUAUUGAUCAUUUUGGCUCCUAUGCAUGUAGAUGGGAUUUGCAAUGUUUCUGUUCCUGGUCAACUACUCCUUUAAAGUGUCUAAAGCAGUGCCACUUUGUGAGGGAAUCAUGCACUGGGGGUUUGAAGGCUUGAGGCAAUAGACACAAAUGUGUCUAGUGUUGUCGCCUCAACCGUUCCUUUUGAAAUGUUUACACAUUUAAUGACUGGCAUUGACAAGAUUGGUCUGCUUUUUUAAAAUCCUUUAUGUUUACUUAGCUGUUUUUCUUUCUUUCUGUCUGGCUGUGUUGCAAAAUCUUCGGACAGCUAAUUGACUCAGUCCAGCCAACCUAUCCAGCUGAAACCUGCAGAUGACAACACGUCAUCAGCCCCACUCCUUAACCCCAACCCCCCAAAAAUCUGUUUUUCAAGGGGAAGAUGAAGGAAAUAGGACACCACUGAUUUCACCAAAUAAAAUACCUAACUGCGCUAAAUGAGAUUCGUAAAAAUAUUGCAAGAGCGUUUGGUGCGUAAUAUUUUCUUUUGUUUUUCUCAAAUAGUUGGUGAAAUAAAUCUGCGGCGUAAAUGCGGAUGGGACAUAAGAAUAUUAAUAACAAAUUCAUAUAAAGGCUUUAUACGUGAGAGACUUUGUUUCUGGCAGGUUGUUCAUUGUAUGUACUGUCGACAUAUUUUUGAAUAGUAUAAGUAAGGAGAUUCACUUCAUCAGUGGCUGCCAUUUGGUGAGCAAGACUUCAAAACAUUGUUAUUUACACGACAAGGGUGGUGAAACUUCAAAAGAGAGUUAUGUGAAGUGUGGUAACAUUGUGAAGUGUGUUAACAUUGUGACGUGUGUUAACAUUGUGAAGUGUGUUAACAUUGUCAAGUGUGGUAACAUUGUGACGUGUGUUAACAUUGUGAAGUGUGUUAACAUUGUGAAGUGUGGUAACAUUGUGACGUGUGUUAACAUUGUGAAGUGUGUUAACAUUGUGAAGUGUGGUAACAUUGUGAUAAAUUUAGUGUAACAUGUGGGAGGGUUUAAACAUUUUAAAGUUUUAAUUUUUUCAGAAUUUGCUUUGUCUUGAAUAAAACACACGGGUUGAUUUAAAAAGAAACUUUUAUUUGUGGGGGCAUCUGGCAGGUCCUUGUUUAUAAUGUCAUGUUAUCUAGAAGGUCCUUGUUUAUAAAGUCAUGUCAUCUAGCAGGUCCUUGUUUAUGUCAUGUCAUCUAGCAGGUUCAUGUUUAUAAUCUCAUGGCAUCUAGCAGGUUCAUGUUUAUAAUCUGGUGGCAUCUAGCAGGUCCUUGAUUAUAAUCUGGUGGCAUCUAGCAGGUCCUUGAUUAUAAUCUGGUGGCAUCUAGCAGGUCCUU
This is a messenger RNA of Lymnaea stagnalis (great pond snail), 12273 nucleotides long. The record is from the annotation of a GenBank genome assembly. NCBI's taxonomy places the organism in Eukaryota, Metazoa, Mollusca, Gastropoda, Lymnaeidae.